This is a messenger RNA of Protopolystoma xenopodis, 312 nucleotides long. NCBI's taxonomy places the organism in Eukaryota, Metazoa, Platyhelminthes, Monogenea, Polystomatidea, Polystomatidae. The record is from the annotation of a GenBank genome assembly.
AUGGCCGCCGCUGCCGCCGCCGUCGCUGAAGCCAACACUUCUGGUGAUUAUUCAGAUUUGUAUUCCCAAACAGCCGAGCAUGAUGCCGAUCAUCAAUCUUCAAAGCCACCAGCGCUUCCUGCUAUUGAGGCCUCCAUAGCCCCUACGUUGGUAGGGCAAUCAACUGAAAAUCGUUACGAUGUUCACCAGGUCAGAAGUCCUUCACCAAUGGACGAAGAGGUGGAAGGCCCAGAUGAGCACGGUUUCUCAGGUGUUAAGGAAGAGGGAGAGGCGAAUUUGGGAGAGGAUGACAUGGCUGAUGAUUCUGACUGA